Messenger RNA from Exophiala bonariae, 1701 nucleotides. RefSeq lists its product as uncharacterized. Lineage: Eukaryota; Fungi; Ascomycota; Eurotiomycetes; Chaetothyriales; Herpotrichiellaceae. The record is from RefSeq and is a predicted model, not a curated record. The coding region runs from base 1 to 1701 and encodes 566 amino acids. The transcript has a single exon.
AUGGGAAGAUCAUCCCCCCAAGGGCUCACCACCCAAGAUUUUCAUCAUCAGUCAUUCGUCAAUCCUCGGGAUGUGUUCCCUUCAAGAUCGAGGCUAGCAACUCGUGCCCAUGGGUUGCGAACACCGGUAAAGAGCGGCAACUCCUCUAGAAGUCCAUCCGCAUUUUCACUGGAUUCCCGCAAGUUCGCCUGUUGCAAAGCAGACGAAGACGAGGAUGAAGGUCCGCCAUUUCACUCUUCUGGGGUCCUCGAUUGCUGCGCCGACGAUGGCGGUCCACCCGAUUGUUGUGAAGAGGUUCGUCAUAACUCUCCCAGUGCCAUGGAUUGUGAAGACUGUGUCGACGACUGUGAGGACUGCGAAGAAGAGCAUCACAUGUUCAACCAGCAGAAGAUCACCGCUGCUACUGUUACAGACUUCCUCGAUGAUUGUGAAGAAUGUCACCAAGAACACGAUAAGAAUUGUACCCGUCCCGACUGUGACUUUUCUUGCUUCGACUGCAUCGAUUGGAAUGAAUUUGAACGGGACAAAUCGCUUGGGCUUUCCUACGCAGUGCCACUGUUAGGUGACGAUGGGUUCAACUUACCCCAUCCGUCCCUCGACGAGAUGGAUAUGUUGGACUAUUCAACCCCAGCACUGCUCGACCCCCAACCAGAAGUAAUGGCACCACCCCUAGACGUCCCCAUGCAUCAUCAGUGCCUGGGAGAUGCUGUUCCUUACUGGACUGGGUUGCUGGAUGCUCAAUUCUGCAACGGCAACCUUGUGCCUGGUUCACAGACGCAACAAUAUCCCCUACCACCAUUCGGCCUCGAAUACGGUUGUCACCCAGCAGCCGCACAUCAACAAAUGCUCUUACCAAAUUUUACCACCAACACAUCCUCGGGAUAUGCCCCUGCAUCCGUCGACUCGACACCAAUUCCGACGCCUCCGACUCCGACUUCCAUCCCAGAAGGGCCACUCACCGACACCAAGGCUCUCAUAUCAGCCAUUUCCGCCCCGUCCACCUCCCGUGCAUGCCAAUGGAUCAUGCCCUGUGGUACAGUCUGCGGUGCGAGCUUUGCUUCGACGACCGACCUCAAGAAACACCUGAAGACCAUCCAUCUGAUCAAAGGCGUCACCAAAUGCAAUUGGCAAGCCUGUGACAGCGCAAGCUUCGCCUCGGAAGCUGCUUUGACAGGACACAUCUCGAAGAAACACUUGGCCCCACUGGCCACCUCGACAAUCAACACGACCACCACAACGAUAAUCGGUCCCGACGGUCAAGCAACCACGACAUCACACCCAACAAUCACCACAACCAACAACAGCGAAGGCCUCUUCAAAUGCACAUUCCCCGGCUGCACCAAAUCGUUCAUGUACAAGCAAGUGCGCGACGAGCACGUCGCGUCCUCGCACAACGGAAACAAGAUGUACUGCCACAUCUGCGGCCAGUUCCUGAACGGUGAAGGCUCGAACUUCAAGCGCCACAUGGCGACCCACAGACCGAAGCAUCAACAUAUGCUGUGUAAGUUCCAUGGUUUGGGCUGUAAGCGAAGAUUUCCGAGGCUGGACAAUCUGCGACGUCACGAGGCGUGCUGCAAGUUUGGGAAGAAAGCCGCGUUGAUGAACGGUUCUGGUGCCGCCGCGGCUGGGGUGGGGAGCAUCAGUACUGGAAAGAACGCGCAUCAUCACCAUCACACGCAUGUCCAUGUGCCGAAGGAAUAG